GACUCGGAUCAUCCCACUCAGAUUUUUAUUUCUCUGUCUUCGUCAAGACUAAAAACAACCUAAGAUGGUGCAAGCUGAACAAUCACUUGUUGAUCUAGUAAAACAAGAGAUUCCAAUUCAUCAAUCAGAACCAGAAUCACUGGUAUUAUCUGAUGAUAUCAAAACUGGACUAGUUCUUGUUGAUAUUGUCAAUGGCUUUUGUACUGUUGGUUCUGGCAAUCUGGCGCCAGUUGUACCAAAUAGACAGAUCUCUAAUAUGGUAGAAGAAUCUGUCAAGCUAUCUAGAACAUUCUGUGAGAAGAAAUGGCCAAUAUUUGCUUUCAUUGAUACACAUCAUCCUGGUAAACCUGAGGAUCCGUAUCCACCUCAUUGUCUAAUUGGUACUGAUGAAUCAAAAUUGGUUCCAUCUUUGCAAUGGUUGGAGGAUGAACCAAACGUUACCAUUCGACGCAAAGAAUGCAUUGAUGGGUUUCUUGGUUCUUUUAAAGAUGAUGGUUCUAAUGUCUUUGUUGAUUGGGUCAAAACCAACAAAAUUGAAGCUAUACUAGUGGUGGGCAUAUGUACAGAUAUCUGUGUUCUGGAUUUUGUGUCUUCCACAUUAUCUGCAAGGAAUCUUGGUUUGCUUGCUCCAUUGAAGGAUGUGGUGGUUUAUGCUAAUGGCUGUGCCACCUUUGAUUUGCCUAAUCAGAUAGCCUCAGGCAUCAAAGGAGCUGUAGCUCAUCCACAGGAGCUGAUGCAUCAUAUUGGUCUUCACAUGGCAAAGGGGAGAGGAGCCCAUGUUGUAUAUGAAGUGUCAUUAGGUUCUAUUAAGGAGCCGCGAUCAAAUUCAAGUUGCUGCUAUGAGUAAUGUUGCUUCUAGUACAUAAACAUAUCUCUAUGCAUGAAUAGUAUAGUUUGGCAUGCGAAAAACAAUGUUUGUUGUUAAAGACACCGUGACUAUAUAUGAAUUAUAAAAAUCCACUUUGGUUCAGAGUUAUACCAACAUUGGAAUCGACGGGAUUUAUCAGAUGUUUGUACUGUAUAAUUUAUCAUAUGAACCCUAAGUACAAUGUCUUUCAAUGUUCCCUUUUUUAUCUAUUGAUAGUUUUACAAAAACCA
Molecule: messenger RNA, 1098 nt
Organism: Papaver somniferum (opium poppy)
Lineage: Eukaryota; Viridiplantae; Streptophyta; Magnoliopsida; Ranunculales; Papaveraceae
Product: nicotinamidase 1-like
Exons: 4
Coding region: 65-847 (260 amino acids)
Biological process (GO): pyridine nucleotide salvage
Molecular function (GO): nicotinamidase activity
Source: RefSeq, a predicted model, not a curated record